Molecule: messenger RNA, 619 nt
Organism: Hordeum vulgare subsp. vulgare (domesticated barley)
Lineage: Eukaryota; Viridiplantae; Streptophyta; Magnoliopsida; Poales; Poaceae
Product: protein PLANT CADMIUM RESISTANCE 11-like
Exons: 3
Coding region: 95-619 (174 amino acids)
Source: RefSeq, a predicted model, not a curated record
CACAAGCACAACACUCCCACACACACAAGUCCGAUCGACGAGAUUCCUUCUUCUAGCUAGUCGAUAGUCGACACACAACCGCAAGCCUCUCGCCAUGGCCAACCCCAACAACGCUUCGUGGUCCAGCGGCCUCUGCGCCUGCACCCACGACGUCCGCAGCUGCUGCCUGACGCUCUUCUGCCCGUGCGUCGUAUUCGGCAGGAUCGCCGAGAUCGUCGACAAGGGAGCCACAUCUUGCUGCAAGAGCGGGACGGCGUACAUGCUGCUGGCGUCGGCGACGGGGCUGGGCGCCUGCCUCUACUCGUGCGGCUACAGGUCCAGGCUGCGGGAGCAGUACGGGCUGGAGGAGAAGCCCUGCGGCGACUGCUGGGUGCACUGGUUCUGCGAGCCCUGCGCCCUCUGCCAGGAGUACCGAGAGCUGCAGAACCGCGGCUUCGACAUGGCCCUCGGUAUAUAUACAUGUUCCGUCCGUGAAAACCUUGAUCAUGGCGUACGUGCACGGCGGCGGCGUGUUGAUCAGCUUUGUUAUGUACGUGCAGGAUGGGAGGGGAACAUGGAGAGGAUGGGCAAGAGCGGUGCAACCGCCGCACCGCGGACGCAACCGGGGAUGACUCGCUAG